Messenger RNA from Phoenix dactylifera (date palm), 4470 nucleotides. Its product is annotated as sister chromatid cohesion 1 protein 4-like. The record is from RefSeq and is a predicted model, not a curated record. Gene Ontology annotation, cellular component: cohesin complex. Gene Ontology annotation, biological process: sister chromatid cohesion; replication-born double-strand break repair via sister chromatid exchange. NCBI's taxonomy places the organism in Eukaryota, Viridiplantae, Streptophyta, Magnoliopsida, Arecales, Arecaceae. Gene Ontology annotation, molecular function: protein binding; chromatin binding.
UUUAUUUUUUUUUCUUUCUAAUUCUCUCUUUCUCACUCUCUCUUCCCCUCUCCUCUUCCUCUCGAGUUCAAUUCUUCCGACCUCGAGCUAUACGGAUCUCUCGUUUCAUCACUCGAAUUUCACCAUUCAAGGGUGUAUAGGCGGUCCGAAAUCGAGAUUAGGGUUUCGGGUGGCUGGAAUUUCGGUGGGUUCUCCGGCCGCCGCCGCCGCCGCCGCCGCCUUUUGUGGGGACUUGGUUUUCUGGAGCUGGUGCUUGAUUCAGUCAGUGGAGUUGCUGAAAGUCGGCAUUUUUGGUAGCCCACCGGCGCUGAGUGAGCUGGGGUUUGGCAAGUUUAGAUCUUGGGACUUGUUUCAGGGGGAAUUUCGGAAGUUAGGGUUUUGAGGGUGGUUGACUUGGGGCAGGUUUUGGGGGAGGAGGGGUUUGGAUGGGCUUCUAGGGUUUGCGGGGGUGUUGAGAAAGGAGUAAGAUGUUCUACUCUCAGUUUAUUUUGGCCAAGAAAGGGCCACUUGGAACGAUAUGGAUCGCAGCUCACCUGGAGCGGAAGCUGAGGAAGAAUCAGGUCGCGGAUACUGAUAUUGGUGUCUCAGUAGAUUCUAUUCUUUUCCCUGAAGUCCCAAUUGCACUGCGAUUGUCUAGCCAUCUUCUGCUAGGUGUGGUUAGGAUAUAUUCCCGGAAGGUCAAUUAUCUUUUCCAUGACUGCAGCGAGGCUCUGCUCAAGAUAAAACAGGCAUUUCGGUCAACUGCAGUUGAUCUCCCCCCUGAAGAAUCUACUGCACCCUAUCAUUCCAUUACUCUUCCAGAGACCUUUCAUCUGGAUGAUUUUGAGCUGCCCGAUAGCGCGUAUGAGGGUGACUUUGUCGACCGCCAUGUCAGUUCGAAAGAGCAGAUUACACUUCAAGAUACUAUGAAUGGUACAGGAUAUUCAACAUCGCAAUUUGGACUGGAUGAAAGAUUUGGCGAUGGAAAUGCUUCACAGAUUGGCUUAGACCUUGAUGAGGACUUAUUCUUGGACAAGCAUCCCUCACCUCAGCAUGCAUCAACUCCACUGGGCUCAGAUAAGUGUGCUAUGCAUCAGGGUCCGUCCUUGUUUUCUCUUGCUGACAUGGAAAUUGAUGAAGGUGAAAGUGGGUUUAAUAAGGAUAAGUGUGUUGAAACUCCAAAUGAUUUGUCUGAACAGUCUAAUAAUCCUGACAAGCAUAUAUUUCCAAGAAAUGAUGGCACUUCACAGUCUCAUGGGUACAAUAUUCAAACUCCUGAUCUUAAUGAAGUAUUUUUUCCAAAUGAUCAUAUUGAAGGCCCCACUGCAGUACCCAGUCAAAUUGAUUUUGUUGGCACUGCUGAUGAAGCUGCAUCCACAGAGUUGGUUGAAUGUGCUCAGGCUCCAUCUACUCCUGGUUUAAUGGAAGAGACAAUUUCAGCUGCUGCACAGGGAAGUCCUGCUUUGAGUCCACAAAGGAAAACUUCACCAGUAACUGGUGAAGAGGCUGUGAAGUCUGAUAAACCUAGAUCGCAAUUGGAAUGUCGAGAUUCAACAACUGAAAGUGGUCCUAUACAAGCAGAAAUAAUGGACUGCGAGCCGGUUAAUGUUGUGCAACUGACCUCUUUGCCUACUUCAAGUGGGUUUGUAGCUGUAGCUGAUCAAUCUCAUUCAGAAUGUGGACAUAAGAGUGCAGAUAAUCUACAAAAUGAUAUUGUUUGUGAAGUGAAAGACAUGAUGGUUGGCAAUCAGAUUCAUGAUGAUGGGGAUGCCAUGCUUCCUGAAGUAAAUCCCUUGGAUGGCCUGGUAUCUGUGGCUAAUACUGAAGUAACGAUCAUCACUUCUAAAUUAUCUACUGAAAGUAUACUGGAAUCAAGUGUGACUUUAACUACUAAAAGCACUUCACUUGAGGAUAAUGCUGAGCCAUCAGUUCUCAAUAAACAGGAUUAUAAAGAAGAUAUUGACCAUUGUCCCAAUAGCAAUGCAUAUCCACUUAAUAUUGAUAGCAAUUUGCAACUGAAUCAAGCCAGUUCAUUGUCGGCAGAAGAUGGGGUUUUAGUAGAAAGUAUCCCUGAGUUUUCUCGACAAGACCUGAGAGCCCGUUCAGGAACUCCAGUGAGAGAGGAGGCACUCAAUGUUAGUGAAUCUUCUUUUGAUUUGCAAGGUGAAGACUUCAACAUAGCUAAUGCAACAAACACUGAUCUCAAGAUGCACCAACAGUCAGGACAUGCAUUAUCAGAACCUGUACCAGGUGUUAGCAACCCAAAUGAACCAUCGACUGGUCCUAUUUUGAAAGAUACCCAACUAGAUCAUUUUAACUGUUCUUCAAGUUCUGAGUUUCCUGAACCUGAAAAAAUGCUUUUAGCCCCAGCUGGCAAUGUUGACCAGGUUAGCGAAUUAGGACAGCUUACUGCAGAAAAGGGGGUAAUAGAGUCUGAUGGAAGUGUUAACAGGAUCAGUUGCCUUUGUGGCAAAAAACGUCGAUUAAUGGAGAGCACACCAGUUUUGCAAAAUGGGACUUCCACAAAGAUGUCCGGCAAAUCACGAAUUAGACGAAACACUAAUUAUGUUCCUGAUGAUGAUGAUUUGUUGGCAUCAAUUUUAGUUGGAAAAAGGACUCCAGUCUUGAGGAUAGGUUCGACCCCGCCACCCCCCAAAGCAGCUUCUCUAAAACGUCCUAGGGUAACAACCAGACUGGCCAUGCCCAAGAGGAAGGUUUUGCUGGAUGAUACUACAGUCUUACAUGCUGACGCAAUUCGGCAACAACUGAUAAAUGCUCAAGACAUACGCCGCAUGCGAAAGAAGGCUCCAUGUACUCGUCCUGAAAUUUGGAUGAUUGAGAAAAGUUUAUUAGAAGAUGAAAUAUUCAAUGAAUCUAUAAUUACUGGUGUAUCAGUAGAGCUGAACACCUUACACAAUCGAAGAUAUGAUUCUGAAGUUGAUGAAUCUCAUUCUCGUGCUGACCCAUCAAAAGAGGCUGAGCUUUCUAGAAGCUCAGAGUUUGUUAGAGAAACUAGUGGGAAAGAAAUGGCUGAGUCCAUUCCAGUUAUGCCAAAUAAAGCUGAUGUUGAAACACAGGGACCAUCAGGCACAUCUGCAUCGGUUGAGGCACUGUUUAACAAAGACUCCAGUGCUUAUGAUGCUCAAGAGCAUUUAGGAUCCCUAACUGAUCUUCCUCAGCCGGAUUUAUCAAACGAUAACCAAACACAUGCAAUUACAAUGAUGGAAAACAAUAUGCAGGAUGAAAAUGCUGAAGUUCACAUGUCUACACCUGCAAAAGAUUGUGGAGUUGAAGAUACUGCGGUUCACAAAAAUGAAGAUACUGCUCCAUCCUCUGAGAAGAUUGAUGAUAUACACAUGCAUUUGGAGCGGCAACCACUGCAUGAGUCGAAACAACCUGCCAGUGAGCUCUCAGAGAUGAACAAUGAAGCAUUACAGAUAACUGAAGUCACUUCUGUUAGAGGCUUAGAUGUUGCUGAGGAUGAAACCAGAGAUGCUUCUGUCAUGGCAGGAAAUGGGGGCAUAGCAGUUGCAGUAAACAUAAACUGCCCACAUGAUGCUCAUGCUGAUGUUGGCAAGAAGGGACACACAGAGACAUUAGUCUCUAUACAAGAUAGCAGUUUUUUUGAAGUUGAGGGAAAGGAUGAUGGUUUAGAUGCUAGAGUAGAAGAUGGAGCUGUGAUGCAGAAAAACUUGAAUAAUGAAGUGAACUCAUUUCAAGCAAAUACUGAAAUCGAAAAUGUUCCAUCUGCAGUUGGAGAAAAUUCUGGUUUGCAGGAACUUAAUGUAGAGGGUGGUAUGGAUGUAGAAAGCGCUCCCGUGGAUCUUGCUGCUGCAAAAGAAUGUAGUGAUUUUUGCAGUGCAGUCGAUGGCAAUGAUACAGAGUUUCUUAAUGUAGAUGAUGAAGCAGACUAUGAUGACGCAGCAGACCAUGACAUGCCAAAUCCCGAAGAGGCCCAGUCACUUGAAAACAGCGGUUGGUCUUCUCGGACUAGGGGUGUUGCAAGGUAUUUAAAAGUUUUGUUCGAUGAAGAAUCUGGACGUGGCAGAAAAAAUGUUGCCAUGGAUCACCUUUUAGCUGGUAAAACUCGCAAAGAAGCAUCAAGAAUGUUCUUUGAGACUUUGGUUCUGAAAACAAGGGAUUACAUUAAUGUUGAACAGGAAAACCCUUUAGAAUGCAUCAAUAUCAAGCCUACAAUAAAGCUUCUGAAGUCAGAGUUCUAAUGCAAGAGGCACACAAUAAUAUAAAUAACCUUGUAUUUCUAAUUUAUGGUGAUGCUUGCUCCACCCUUUUUGUUGCUCAGUCACCUCAUUUUGAUUUCCACAAAGUCAUGUCUUUUAUUAUUUCCUUUUAUUGUACUGAUCUCCUAGCUUGGGGUGGAGUGGAGUUGGUGCAUGUGUUUGUACACGAAUUACAUACUCUGUAUAUAUAUUUGUAAAUUAAAUCAUUUAGUGUUGGUAUUCUAUAAAGUUAACUGGUCUUCCUGUUUAA